Acanthoscelides obtectus is the source of this 66-nucleotide messenger RNA. NCBI's taxonomy places the organism in Eukaryota, Metazoa, Arthropoda, Insecta, Coleoptera, Chrysomelidae. The record is from the annotation of a GenBank genome assembly.
AUGAGAAUGGUCAGCUCAUCCAGACUAUCCAGGAAUACCAGAGCAAAGGGAAAGCUCAAGAAGUGA